AUGAUUGAUUUAUUUUUCGGGGACUCCAAUUCCGCCAAUUCUAGCGAUUACGAGCAUUCGGAAGAUCAUACCCCUGUAUCUCCAAUUACUCCAAAUGAGGAAUUUUUCGUGUCAGCUGCAUUAAAACCUUCUGAUAUCCUCAAUGUUGAUGCCGAUUCAAGAGCAUUUCAUCCUUACAAAAUAGAUGAAGAUCUUUUUCGGCAAGGAAUGCUUCCCCUCGGGUCACAAUGGGUGGUCUGUGCCCGGCAAACAUUCAUAAAUGAGCCUUUUGAAAUUGAGGAUCCAGAAAGUCAAUUCGUGCUGAUCAGUACCGAUGUUGACGCCAAAUACUGCAAAUUCACAUUUUGCGUCAACUUGCUCGCUUACCGCAUGAUCGUCACACAGGGCGCUUGUCCUCGUAAAUUAAUCGCAUUGAAAACCAUGAAGGGAAUGCCACAAUAUAAGAAUCAAGACAGUGGCAGUAAACCAAUGGUGCGGAAACCCAAGGUUUUAUCAUCUGCUACCAAGUAUCCAUGUCGAUUAAAUAUAGCUGAGCUUUCCUGCCACUUGAAUUUGGAAAACUACCAUAUUCGCUUAACUAUGGAGCUCGAGGAAAAUAUUCUCCACAUUUUUGAAAAGCUUUGCAAUGUCAGCUUGGACCACCUGAGUUGGGUGCGUACAUUUAGUACGGCUGACAAGGAAGCAAAGAUUGCCACAUUGAUGAGAGCUUUACAACCAUGGUACCCUGAAUUUUCAAAAAAACAAUUGGAAAUCAUUAUCAAAAGAGGUAUGUACAGAGCAACCCAGGGAAGAUUACGCAGGGAAAGAAGACAUAGAUCACGGAGGAAAUAUUAUACUUCAUGCACCCCAGACCCUGGGGUUAAUACGGAGGUGGGUCCGGAAGAAAUGAUUCGACUCCUAAGCGUAUCUCGUUGCGAGCCAACCACACAUUAG
Messenger RNA from Meyerozyma guilliermondii ATCC 6260, 933 nucleotides. RefSeq lists its product as uncharacterized. The coding region runs from base 1 to 933 and encodes 310 amino acids. The transcript has a single exon. The record is from RefSeq and is a predicted model, not a curated record. Lineage: Eukaryota; Fungi; Ascomycota; Pichiomycetes; Serinales; Debaryomycetaceae.